AUGGUGCUGCUCGAGGCGUUCGGCUUGGCCUCCAAAGAGCUCUUCGACUACAACCGGGAGAACUACAAGUUCGACCAGGAGCAGCGGUUGGAGCGGGACAUGCAGCGGGUAGAGAUGCAGAUCAACCGGUUCGACUUGUUCCGGGAAGACAUCGAGGACUUGGUAAAGCUGACGGUGGACAAGAUGGACAUGUACCACAUCGUGGGCGCGCUUUUCCUGAGUUUCACCGCCCUGGUGUACUGCGAGGGCAUCAUCGAGGGCACGCAGCCGCCGUUCUUCAUGGGCCAGUACUUCCUCACCGUGGCGGCCUCCUUCGUCUAUCUGUUGCUGGCGGUCUGGCUGAGCAUGUACGCCUCCAUCGCCUCUCAUAGCUUCGGGGUCCGGCUGCGCACCAGGUACGUGCGGCUCCCCAUCCCCAACUUGAACCAGAUCCAAAGCCUGACCACCAAGCUCUCGGACUUCGAGAAGCAGGGCCUCUCCAAGAUGAUGCGGCUGCCCUUCGGCCCCACCGGCGCGCAGGCCUGGCAGCUUGAGGCCCAGAGGAGGGGCGGCGCUGGCGCUGGCGGCCAAUCCCAGCUGGCCGCAGCCAGCGGCUCCAACGGCAGCGGGGCCAACGGAGCUUCGCAGAAGGCGCUCCCGGAUGCGCCGCGGGAGGCGCUGCCGGAGACGUGCCUCGGGGAGCAGGGGGACCUCGGAUUCGGAAGGGAGGACAUCCUGAUGAAGGCGGCCGCCAGCGUCCCCGGGAAGCACGUGGAGCUCUUCCGCAAGCUCCAGGCCAAGUGGCAGUGCUACGACGCCUACGCGCGGAUCUCCAUGGCGCUGGGGGUGAAUCAGAUGAUCCAGUCGGUGAACUACUUUGUGGUGGGCGCCACCAUGAUCCAGACCUGCUCCCCAAGCUGCGGCUAUGCGGCCACGGUGAUCUUCCAGGCCUGCACCUUUGGGCUGAUGUUCCUGGACAUCGCGGGCCUGAAGACCUGGGAGAUCAUGUGCCUGCAGAUCAUUGGGUCCAUGCCCAUGGUGGUGCUGGUGGUCAUGCUCACCUUUGCAAACCAGGGCCGGGCGUCCAACGAGCACAUGGACCCUUUGUGCAAGGCUUUCUAUGCGUCUCCUGCAUGCGCGUUCCUGGAAGCUCUGUGGCUGGAGCUGUUCAUGCAGACUGCUCGGCCCACCAAGGACGAGGCGUCCCUGCCCCGGAAGUUCCGGACGGUUCUCUUCUUGGACGUGUUUGGGGAUGCGGCCUAUGACCCCACAGAGGCAGAGCACGCCUGCGUGACAGCAGGCGUGGAUGGAAGGUUGGAUGAGCAGGCCGAUGACAUGAAGAAGCGAGAGAUUCAGCAGACCCAGGCGGCAGCGGCCAUUUUUGCCCUGGAAGGCGCACAAUCUGCGCUGAGAUGCUGGGAGGCGGUGCCACAGGAAAUCUUGACCGGGGUCCAAAUCUCCCAACUCCAGAACCUGCGGACGGAGUACAGCGAGUGGCGGCAUCGCUAUCACGGCUGCCUGUCGAAGAUGAAGAGCAGACGAGGAGUGCCCUAUGAUCCGGUGCAGCAGGACGCGCGUGCCCUACGGGGCUGGGAGGAUCUCACCACCUUGGAGAAGCAGCAGGACGAGUUCUACGGGGCGCUGGUGGGACCUUUGCAGAGACGCGCGGAUGCCUCCAGCAGCCAGUACUAUGACUUAGUGCGGAAUGUGCCGGUAUGGACCCUGGAGCCAGGCGCCAAGGUUCUUGACAUGCAGAAGGCGGUGGAUCGAGUCCAAAACGUAGAGCACGAGGUGACUGCGCUGCUACGGCUCGAGCGCGCCGACCUGGAGGCGCUGGGGGUGCCGGAGGAGGACAUCGGGGCGAAGGCGCUCCUCUUCAAGUCUCGGAAGCGCGCCGGGCACCAUCGCCUGCCCUGGAAGUCCAUCCGUCGCAUGACGGCCGUGCUGCAGGUGUGCUGGGUCUUCCUGGGGGUCCAGUCCCUGCUGAGCAGCCAGGGCCUGUGGGCAAAUUCCGUGAGCCUGGGCCGGCGCCUGAGCCAGGACGGGCUUGCAUGGCGGGAAGUCCCCGCAGAGUGGCCCCACCGCUCCUUCUUCCAGCCCUCCACACUGUCGUGCCAGAGGGGCAGCCAUGGCGUGAUCCUGGGCAGCCCCUACCUGCAGUAUCAGCUGAAAUUCAGCGCCGACAUGGUCAGCCUCAGCCCUUUGCCUUUUGCCGCCCUGCCCUCCGGGACCACUGUCUUGGAUUGCAGCCUCUUGGGCGACUGUGCCACCGCUCGCCUCCAGCAAGGUGGAGCCGUGAUCUUGAUUUCUCUGGGGCCAAUGGAGGGCCAGAAGCAGACUUGGCAGCUUCGGCUUCAGGGCCGGCCUUGGUCCAAAGUGGCGGGCAUGGUCGCCUCCUGCGCCAGCGUGGAGCUUUUGGCGGGCGUGCGGACCGGCACCUGCCUGGUGUUGGCCGGCUGGGACGGGGAGCACGUGCCCUUGGUGGCCCUGGCCCUGCCUUCGAAUGCCACGGAGAGUGUCGUAGUGGCGCCCCGCGUGGACGCGCCGCUGGGCCCGGGCUUCAACUUCAGCCUCACGGACCUGCACGUGUCCGCGGCUCCGCCCAGGCUGUGGGCCCUGCAGCCCGGGCGUGUGGAGGCCUGGGACCUGGUGGGCCUCAGAAAUUUGGGGACCUGGAAGUUGGACAAAGACCUGGAGGCCACCAGCCUCUGCGAGGCCGACCGGGGCCUCUUGCUGGCCGGCUUCCUCUGGGAUGAGCCGCGGCUCUUCCGCUCGGAGCUGCCCUUGAGGGCCUAAGUGCCUGGCCUCGCGGGCCUCGCCAUGGGGCGUCCCGGCGUCGGGUCCCGGAGUCUCCGGGUCCCGGCGCCACACCCCGUGGCGCCGCCUGGGGCAUCUCCCGCGAGUUUCAAGAGUGCAAGCGUCCACGCGUGAGAUUGAGAUG
This is a messenger RNA of Effrenium voratum, 2920 nucleotides long. Lineage: Eukaryota; Dinophyceae; Suessiales; Symbiodiniaceae. The record is from the annotation of a GenBank genome assembly.